This is a messenger RNA of Cuscuta campestris, 1569 nucleotides long. The record is from the annotation of a GenBank genome assembly. Lineage: Eukaryota; Viridiplantae; Streptophyta; Magnoliopsida; Solanales; Convolvulaceae.
UUGGGACAGUCUGCUACUCUAUUCGAAGCUCAAAGCUCCGCCCCAUUUUUCAUUGCAAAUACUCCGUAAGAGAUAGGGGGAGAUGGAGACGAUCGAAUUCGAUGUGAUUGUUAUAGGUGGAGGAAUAAUGGGGAGCUGCGCGGCUUACGAAUCGGCCAAACGCGGCCUAAGGACUCUCCUCUUGGAGCAAUUUGACUUUUUGCACCACCGCGGCUCCUCCCACGGCGAGUCCAGAACCAUACGCGCCACCUACCCCGAAGAGUAUUACGCCAAGAUGGUCUUAGCCGCCGAGCCCCUCUGGCGCGAAGCCGAAGCUGAGAUCGGCUACAGCGUCUUCUUCAAGACCCGGCAAUUGGACAUGGGCCCAGCCGACAACAAGGCCCUGCAAGCCGUCGUAUCCUGCUGCCGGAAUACCUCAAUUCCGGUCCGAGUUUUGGAUCCCGAACAGGUCCGUGAAGAUUUUGGCGGCCGUUUCCGGCUGCCCGAUGGCUGGGUCGGCGUUGUGACGGAGCACGGCGGCGUUAUUAAGCCCACCAAAGCCGUCUCCAUGUUCCAAGCGCUGGCGGUUAAACACGGCGCGACCCUGAGAGACCACGUGGAAGUUAACGGGUUGGAGAGAGAUAGUCGUACAGGUGGCGUUUCUGUUACCGCAAAAGGCGGAGAGAAAUUUCUGGGUAAGAGAUGCGUCGUCACUGUAGGCGCGUGGGCUAGACGGUUGGUGGAGACGGUCACCGACGGCCGGGUGGUGCUUCCGAUUCAAGCGGUUGAGACAAAUGUCUCGUAUUGGAAGAUCAGAGCCGGGCACGAGGAAGAGUUUACCGCCGGAAGCGGCUUCCCGUCGUUCGCUAGCUAUGACUUUCCGUACGUGUAUGGAACGCCGUCCAUUGAGUUCCCCGGUCUGAUCAAGGUCGGCUGGCACGGCGGCCGAGAAAUCGAACCGGAACGGCGCACCUUUGCUCCGUUGGAAGGUUCUCUGAGUUUAUUGAAGCAAUGGAUAGAGGGACGAUUCGGAGACCGGGUUGACUCGUCGGCGCCGGUGAUGUCGCAGUCAUGCUUAUACUCGAUGACGCCGGACGAGGACUACGUGAUCGACUUCUUGGGAGGUGAGUUCGGGAAGGAUGUGGUGAUCGCCGGUGGGUUCUCCGGCCACGGGUUCAAAAUGGGACCGUUAGUGGGCCGGAUAUUGGUGGAUCUUGUCCGGAGUGGAUCUUCGAGCGGCCCACAUGACCUGGAUCCGUUCAGGAUGGACAGGUUCAAGGAGAAUGGUAAGGGAAAUGCGAAACAUUUUGACCAUCAAGUCAACGUUAAACUAUAAGUUAUACUGUAUUUGAUUCAAGGGUUUCCCUAAACACUAUCUUAAUUAAGGGAAAAUGAAAUUUAAAUAAGGGUUGGUAUAUAACUAUAUAUUCUGUCACCCAAUUAUGCUCUGUGUUUAUAUUUAUUUAUAUGGUAAGUCUAAAAUGACACCAGUGCUACUGGUUUCAUUUGCUUACACCAGUUCGUUUGGGGUACCUACGAUGCUCCGUUUGUAAAAACGACGGUUUCUACCCCCCCUAACUCUCCCCCUAA